AUGGUAAAAUCACUAAUGAUAUCAACAUCAAGUUAUAUUUUUCCAUUAAAAAAAGCAAUUCACAACGUUCAAUAUUCAUUUGUUCGAUAUUCUCGUCCGUUUAAAAAGAAAUGGGGUUUUUCUACUCAUCAUGGUUCUCAUUCAAAUGAAAUAGCUUUAGAAUAUUUUGAUUUUGCUUAUCCACUUAUAUUUCAUCGUCAUUGGCCAUCAAUUCGUCUAGCUCUUCUAUCAACACCAAAACCUAUUGCAUUAAUUAAUCCCUAUUCAGUUAAUGAAAAUGUGAAAGAAAAUUUAAAAGUAAAUGGUGCUCUUGAUAUGUUACGUUUCUCGAAUGAAAAAUUAAUUAAUGAACAUCAUCAAAUACAAUUAAAAAUCGCUGAAAAUGAUCAGGAAUAUAAAAAAAGAAAAAUGUUAGAACAACAGAAAUUAUUAGAAAAUAGUGAAAAUGAAAAUGUUAUAAUAGAAGACGAAAAAGAGACAAUUAAACAACAAAAUCAAAUAAAACAAACAGAUAUUGAUUUUGAAGAAGAUCUUCUUCAAUUUAACCAACCUGAACCAGCAUUAAGAUUAGAUGAAAUAUAUAAUCAAGCACUAGAAGAACAAAUGAAAAUUAAUAUAAAAGGAAAUGUUGUUCCGAUUAUUGAAAAUGACAAAGAAAUUUUGAUUCCACCAAGUUUACAUGCAUAUGCGUAUCCUCGAAGUGAUGUAACAAAAUUUGAACCGUCAAAGAUAGAUCAGUUAGGUUUAUUGGAUUAUUACUGUAUGGAUGGUGCAUGUGUACUUCCAGUAUUAGCACUUGAUGUACAACCAUUUCAAAAUGUUUUGGAUAUUUGUGCUGCACCUGGAGGAAAAGCAUUAAACAUAUUUUUUUUUUGUCCAUAUCUCAAUUUAACAUGUAAUGAUUUAUCAUAUUCACGUUGGAAACGUUUACAUGAAGUAUUUAAAUUGACAUUACCAAAAGAUGUAUUAGAAAAAGUCAAGUUUUCGAAACGAGAUGCUCGAGCAUUUGGCACUGAUUUACCAAAUACAUUUGAUCGAGUUUUAGUCGACGUUCCAUGUACAACGGAUCGACAUGCACUUUUAACGGAAUUCAAUAUAUUUUCAAAGAGACGAAUUAAAGAACGUGUUGAUCUUCCAGAAUAUCAACGAGCAAUAUUAGAAUCGGCAAUCAAAACAUGUAAACCCGGUGGUGUUAUCGUCUAUUCAACGUGUUCACUAGCUCCAGCACAAAAUGAUGGUGUAGUAGAACGUGCGAUUGAAAAUGUUUAUGCUAAAAAACGUAUUAAAUGUCAAAUAAUUUCAACAAAAAAUAUCGAAAAACGUUAUUCAUAUUUUUUUGAAUUUUAUCAACAUUCACGUUACGGUACACUAGUAUUACCACAUAUUUCAAAUAAUUUUGGACCACUAUAUUUUGUUAAAAUUAGACGAAUUAGUUAA
Messenger RNA from Didymodactylos carnosus, 1437 nucleotides. Lineage: Eukaryota; Metazoa; Rotifera; Eurotatoria; Philodinida; Philodinidae. The record is from the annotation of a GenBank genome assembly.